Messenger RNA from Leguminivora glycinivorella, 855 nucleotides. Its product is annotated as keratin, type II cytoskeletal 2 epidermal-like. The record is from RefSeq and is a predicted model, not a curated record. The transcript has 2 exons. NCBI's taxonomy places the organism in Eukaryota, Metazoa, Arthropoda, Insecta, Lepidoptera, Tortricidae. The coding region runs from base 24 to 566 and encodes 180 amino acids.
ACAACAAGAAGUAUCGGAAGAAAAUGGCGGCUCUGAGAGUGCUUUUUGCCGUUGCCCUUGUGGGCUUCUUCGGGCCGGCCCUUACUCAAGACGCUGAAAGUGGGGCGGCGUCUUUGGUGCGAGAACCACGCGGGCAUAAGAAGAGGUUAUGUAGAAAAUAUGGGAUUUGUGGACAGCAGGGUUUCGGAGGGCACCAAGGGUUCCAGCAAGGGUUUCAACAGGGCUAUCCACCGGCGAUUAAUAUUGGUAUCAGCCAGUCUCAGUCCUCAGCGAGCGCUGGAGGGGGUGGUUACAGUAAUGGGUACUAUCCUAACAAUCAUCAAUACAAUGGUCAUCAGCCGGGAUACGGUGGAUACCAGGGGGGAUACGGAGGUUAUGGAGGCUACGGAGGUUUCGGAGGUCCUCAAGGAUUCGGAAGACCAGGCUUCAAUAACGGACAAGGCGGUUUUAACAACCAGUUCAAUGGGAACUACUAUGGGCCAGGAGCCGGCAAUGGGUUCGGAUUCCCUGGACAGGGGGGGUACUACGACGAGGCUCACGAUGAGGGUCACAUGAUGAAGGUCUGAGUCCGCAGGAGCAGAAUGACCAGGCGCUCUUUGGUGAUGAUCACGGCCGCCCAGGUGGUCCUCAUGGUCGACCAGAUGGCCCUCAUGGACAAGAACAUGAUUAUGCUGUUUCCGGUUCCUUUGCCUUUGCUGGUCGUAAAAAUAAUUAAGUAGUCAAAUUAUUUUGUUAAAUAUUUAUUGUUAAGAAAAGUUAUUAAGCGCCCAUCUGUGAUAAUGAUAAGAUAAACGAUUUACCAUGACAUGAUAAUCGAUGACGACGAUAAAAUAAAAAUAAAUCGUAUAACUAAGA